CAGCACUUACUCCGAGAUUUAACAGUACAUUUUGUAAUGAAAGUAUAAUAUCUGCUAUUGAAACUCGCGGUUCAGAACUGGAUAUGCUUGCCCCUGAAGUAUGUUUGGAAUGCAUUUGGGUAGAAGCUGUCAAACGUCAUAAUGAACCAUUUAUUAAUGGUGCUGCCAGCGAAGCUUUCUCUACUGAAGAUUUCAUUGGACAAAUAUUUAUUUGUUUCUUCAUUAAAGAAGAGAGCAUUUUGAAAUGCAUUAGAAUUAAAUUUUAUGAUAGCGAAUAUCCUACUCUUGGUCCUUUAACAACGAUUCCUUGUUUGUAUGCCACCAAUAUCGAUGAUCGAAACCUGAUGGCAGUGAUUGAAUUGGAUAGUAGCUUAGUUUUCUACAGUGGAACACUGCGCAUAGGUCUACUGCAUUUGCAGCAAUCUCCAAACACUCAUUUACUGUUUCCAUCAUCUCAGAAUUCUACCGGAUUUUUUGGAAAUGUUUCUUUAUGUUUGCCAGUGAUAUCUGUUCGUAAAUCUUAUCCUCAGCAUCUAAUUCUGCAAUCGUUUGAUCAAAAAUAUUAUAUAUGUAAAGUGCCUGCAUUCACAAUGUCUUGUUUCAUUUCUGAAUGUAUUUCCAAUAUCUGUUCUCUAUUACCGAUUGAAAAAGCAUUAAAAUUUUCUUCGUCUUGGUACCUAAAUAAUAAUUGGUAUCUUAUUCGUACUUGUCAUUAUGACCAACUCCUUAUGGAAACAAUGCUUUUAAUUCAGUUCACAUUUGCGCAGUGCGGCCUGCAUUUGGAAAAUUUCGCUGUUUUCAAACAAGUUAGUAUUUUAUGA
Dracunculus medinensis (Guinea worm) is the source of this 821-nucleotide messenger RNA. The record is from the annotation of a GenBank genome assembly. NCBI's taxonomy places the organism in Eukaryota, Metazoa, Nematoda, Chromadorea, Rhabditida, Dracunculidae.